Molecule: messenger RNA, 1999 nt
Organism: Hansenula anomala
Lineage: Eukaryota; Fungi; Ascomycota; Saccharomycetes; Phaffomycetales; Wickerhamomycetaceae
Exons: 1
Coding region: 281-1771 (496 amino acids)
Source: RefSeq, a predicted model, not a curated record
CCUUCAGGUUGCUGCUCAAUUUACAAGUUUGUUCUUGUCUGUUGCUCCAAAAAAUCGCGCCUAGGUUUGAAAAAUCGCGAAAAAAAUGUAAAAUUGUAUGGAAAGCACAAAACGAUAAAUACAUUGGCGGUGCAGUUUUCAUAUCUUGACUCAUAAGCUUUGAUUUUGACAGAUAUUUUCUGCGCAUUUGUUCACUGAGAGCCAGUGUGAGACUUCAUAUCUUCAAAGGGUCAAUUGCACAGAGUGACUGUUGCUCCUGGUUCAUCGUCAUAGGACCACCAUGGAUCAAAAUACUACAGACCAAACUGCUUUAUCAUUCCCAGUUGGCGUGCCGCCCUUCUUCUUCAUGCCUCCAAUACCACCAAUAGGUCAAAUGAAUCAAUUAACUCCAUUUCCCAAAGCAGAUGUAGCUUCAAUUGAACAGGGAGCCUCGAAGGAUGAACCAAGUCAGAAAAUGCGUAAGAAGAAUAAAGCCAAAGAAAAGAAGAAAAAUAAGAAUCAUCCUAAUAAGGGCCCAGCUUCAACAAAGUCUACUGAUCUCCAUGUUGGGAAGGAAAAUCCACUUGAGUUUUGGGAUUGCUCAAAUGACCUUGGUGAUAUCCCAUCUGUCGAACAGAUCAAAAAGAUUCAUAUUUAUGAUUUUGACAAUACCUUGUUCUCGUCGCCUUGCCCAAACCCAAACUUAUUCAAUGAACAGACAAUUGGGAUGUUAACAAACUCAGACAUGCUGCACUAUGGUGGCUGGUGGGCAGAACCUUUAAUUUUUAAAAAUGCAGGUGAAGGUUGGGAUGUUGAAUCCAAACGCCAAUGGGAAUCAUUUUGGAAUGGAGACGUUGAAGAUUUAUUAAGACUCUCAUACGAGCAAGAUGACGCAUUGGCAAUUAUAAUGACAGGUAGAAAAAGUCAUUUAUUCACAGACCUUUUUAAGGAAAUUUUGGACAUCAGAGGAAUAAAGUUUAAUGGAUUAAUGCUGAAGAAAGGAAACUUCCCAUCUACUAUUACAUACAAAACUCAAGUCUUAACGGAUAUAUUGGACUACUAUGAGAACAUUGAAAAAGUCACCAUAUAUGACGAUAGACCAAGCCAACUCAAAGGGUUUCAAAAAUGUCUUAAUGAGUAUAAUGAAGCUGUGCGACCAGAACUCAUUUAUAAUUUAGUUCCAGUGGCACCUGAGGUGAAAUAUCUUGAGCCAAAAACAGAGAGAAAAAUUAUAGAAGAGAUAGUGGAACAACAUAAUGAAUUUGUGGAUCAAGGAAAAUCCACUGGGAAAUUGGGUAAAGUAUCCUUAAAGCAAAGUUUCUUCUACAGUGGUUAUAUGCUUGAAGUUGAAUCUAAAGCUAAAGUUCUAGAGUAUAUUUUAGACAAGUAUGAUACUGCAUUCACUCCAGAGUUCCAGAAAAAAUUGAAAUUUCUAUUAGGUUUCAUACCCAUUGCUAAAAGCAAAGUGUCAAAAGCAUUGGAACUCGAACUUUCUUCUGAGCCAGUAAUUGAAUGGAAGAUUACGGAAUUUGGGGGCUUGAAUGAUGAAUAUUUUGGUUUAAGUGUUGUGCCAAUUAAUUCAAAUGUGCAAGUGAAGACAUUAUUUGAUCCUCCAUUUUUGAGCUUUGCCACUACAAAGAAAUCAACAGUUUCAGGGCUUGAAGAGUUUGAAAAAAUAACGGACUGGGAACCAAUUGAGGAUGAUAUAAGAAUCAAAACUCAUUUUGGUCAAGUUGUUCAGUUCAAAAUAGUCACUGAUAAUACUCGUAAAAGAAAAAGACCUGCCUCAUGAAAUAGAAAUUGAGUAUACACAAUCUAUUGAUAAUUUGUAGGGAUACACCGGCCAGUAACUUGAUACAAGAUAUCCAAGUCACCAUAGCACUGAGACUAUCCUUUCAACCAAAAAGCUUAUUGAGCUCUUCGGCGGUUUACCAUUCAUCUUAGCACAGAAACGGCACCAUCAAGCAGUGAGUUAAUGCUAAUGGGAAUUUGACAUAUUGUGCUGUGAGUAACCAGUUCC